Molecule: messenger RNA, 360 nt
Organism: Protopolystoma xenopodis
Lineage: Eukaryota; Metazoa; Platyhelminthes; Monogenea; Polystomatidea; Polystomatidae
Source: the annotation of a GenBank genome assembly
AUGAGCGGUCCAUUAGAGGAAGUAUGUGAAUAUCUUUCGGGCACUAGUGCCAUUAAGAUACUUGUUAUUAAAAGCCCUCUUCCAGCUACACCCCUGGAGUUGCGUACGGUUUUCAUAUCUUCAAAAGAAUUGGCAGUUGAGUUCAAAAAAGACGUUGAUGUUUUUGGCUAUCUGAUCAAGACGACUGCCGACGCGUUGACUACAAGUUACUAUGUGUAUAGAAGCGUAUCCAUAUCCAGGCUGAUUCUUGUUGAUUUGGAGCCUUGUAAGGUGUAUUCUCUAGAAGUGUAUGCUGUGGGGCUCUCAGGCCUGUCGCAUACUUCAGCAGAUUUGCUUGAAUUAACAGGUUGGUCAAUUUAA